UCAGCAAUUUGCCGCCGCGACAUGGCGGCGUACUCCCCGGGUUCUGCGCCAGCAGCGUUCAACCUGUUGGCUGCAGCGAAGCGUAUCUGGAACGAUGUCGGGCCGGAGAUCAAGGCAUCAGACACACUGAAGGAAGGACCGCUGCUGCCCCCAGAGGAUCUCAAACAGGUCUGCAAAUAUUUGCAGAGCACCGUGACCAAAUUCAGCGCAUCAGCAACCGUGGUCGCUGACGCGGAGGAAGCCCAACGCUCCUUGACGCCCAUCGCUGAGGAGGUGAUCAAAGCCUACACCAUGUUGGUGGGCACCCUGCUGAGAAUCAACAGUGGAGCAGGCUACAGCCUGUCCAAAGAGUUGAAGGACGCCGGCGACAACUUGACGGAGGCCGUGAAUGCCUUGGGCAUGGCCGUUUGCACCAGCAGCCUGGCUCCCUCUGCCGGCAAGGUUCUGGAGCAUGUCACUGCUUUGGAAAAAAGUUCCACCCAGAACCGCGCAGCCAUCAUGAGGCGCUUGUUGAAGUCACUGGCCCAGCUCCGGGAUGCCAAUCGCGAGAUGGCCGAGGAGUUGGAAGCCCCCGACAGUGGAAAUAGUGGACCGCGGGCAGAAGUCUUCAGUGGCGAUGAGGAGCUCCUGGAGGAUGACGAUGACCUGUCAAUUCCACCCAUGGAUCCAUCAGAGAGGACUUUGCUGGAGAACGUGCGCUGUGUCUCCGAACAUUUCGAGGAUUUGGUGAAGGAGGACUACUGGGAGCACAUGCCAGAGCUUGGAGUUUGUGUUCAUCAUCACCUGCAACCUCGCAAGAAGUUCCAGGACAAGCCGAAGGAGCCACAGAAGAUGAAAGCCCGCGCAGGGGAACCUGCACCUUCAACAGUGUCGGGAUCUCAGCAGCGCGCAGGGGCGGAUUUGAAGAGUUCUGAGUUGGGCCGUCUACCAUAUGGAGCAGUUCUACUGCAGAAGGAGUUGCGUGGAGAGCGUUUGGGGUUUCAGCUGCUGCGCGGAGCCGGGCCACUGGAAGGCUACGUGUCGUUGAGGAUCAAGGGAAAGGAGCUACUCCAGAAGUGUUUGGUUCCUUUGGAUCCUCCAGAAACACACGUCCCCAACGUGUCGAUGGAGGUUGAAAUGCCAACACACUGCUUGACCAGUCUUUUGGACUUCCAACGCGUGGCCAACUUCCGGGACCUCGCGGAGGGCCUCGGCGCGCGGGUCGCGUUGCGCCCUGGGAAGCUCUUCCGCACGGGGCACUUCGCGGCGGCCCUUCGCGAGGAUCUUGGGCGUUUGGACGCUUUGGGCAUUCGAACCUGCGUGGAUCUGAGGGACGGGCUCGACUUCGAAGGGGCUGAUGCUCCAGUGUACGACAUCUUUCCUCCGCGACCCCGAAGUCCACGGAGUGUCCCUUCAGCGGAGCCGGGGACACGGCGGCGACUUUGGUGUCCCUUCAGUAAAGAUCUGAAGCUUCGCAGCUGGUCUUCGGAGGAGAAACUAGGCCUGGUGCCGCAGCACCACCGACGCGCUUGGCACAGCUGGUGGUACCGCGGCGAUGGACAGGCGGCGGAACCAGCGGGCAACGUGGGCGAAGGGUAUCAGCGAUACGUGCGCCUGUUCAUGGAGAAGAAGGUGGAGGUCAACCAAGCCUCCAAUCUAUGCGCCCUGAAUCGUGCCAUCUUGUUGGUCAACUCGGAUGAGGUCUUGAAAGCAAUGAAAGCACUGAGUGAGGUCCCUUGGCAACGGGGAUUGGGGUCCAAGGACCAAAACAAGUGUACCAGAUUGUACUGGCUGAGGGCACAGGGCCGAUUUUUGUUGGCGAAUGCUAAGGAGAAAAACUACCCUGUGGCCUUUGGCUGCGUGGCAGGACAGCAACUUACCAACCAGUUGCCUA
Cladocopium goreaui is the source of this 1873-nucleotide messenger RNA. The record is from the annotation of a GenBank genome assembly. Lineage: Eukaryota; Dinophyceae; Suessiales; Symbiodiniaceae.